Molecule: messenger RNA, 1161 nt
Organism: Bombina bombina (fire-bellied toad)
Lineage: Eukaryota; Metazoa; Chordata; Amphibia; Anura; Bombinatoridae
Product: histamine H3 receptor-like
Exons: 4
Coding region: 1-1161 (386 amino acids)
Biological process (GO): adenylate cyclase-activating adrenergic receptor signaling pathway
Cellular component (GO): membrane
Molecular function (GO): histamine receptor activity
Source: RefSeq, a predicted model, not a curated record
AUGUUAACUAAUGUUACAAACAAUAGUGAAGUCGGUUCUUCAUUUUUUGAGGAUGUUCUGCCACAUUCUCAAGGCAAACUUAUUUUCUUAUAUAUAUUCAUAUCCUUGGUUGUUUCAGUUACAGUCAUCGGUAACACUUUAGUUAUUUUAGCUUUUGUUUCUGAUAAGAGAAUUAGAAACCAGAGUAACUUCUUCCUCCUUAAUCUGGCCAUUUGUGACUUUUUUAUAGGUGCUGUUUGCAUACCCCUGAGUACUCCCUUUAUAUUAACUGGAAAAUGGACACUUGGAAGAUUUCUUUGCAAGCUGUGGUUAAUUGCUGACAAUCUCAUGUGCACAGCAUCUGUGUUUAAUAUUCUUCUCAUCAGUUAUGACCGGUUCUUCUCCAUCACUAUGGCUAUCAGAUAUCGCUCUCAGCAAAAAAAUCAUACUCAGACAAUUCUUAAAAUGGGAGCAGUUUGGAUAUUGUCAUUUCUACUAUAUAGCCCAGCAAUUAUAUUCUGGAAGAAUGAAGACAAUUCCACUACUGAAAGUGACUGUGUUCCUGGAUAUUACCUUACCUGGUACUUUCUUCUUGGAGCAUCAACUUUUGAUUUCUAUCUUCCCCUAAUAAGUAUUUCAUUUUUUAACCUGAGCGUUUACUGGAACAUUAGAACUCGAAGCAGAAAGAAAAGGCCAACUAUGGUGCAGCCUACUCUAUAUCAUGAAAAGGAAAUGACAGCAAAAUUGUCAAUUAUAUCUGGAAAUACUGUUUUUGAAAGAUGCAAUGACACAAAAACAAUAAAUAGUAGGAAUAUAACCAAUCUUAUUACCAAAAUAAAGAAGCACUCACACAUCACCCCCGGUUCAACAGAAGCUGGCGAGACCGUUAAAAGUAGACUGAGUGCCAUAAAACUGUCCAGAGACAAGAAGGCUGCAAAAUCCCUAGCCCUACUGGUUUGUGUAUUUGGAGUUUGUUGGGCACCAUACACAUGUCUUCAGUCUGUCCGUGCAGCCUGUCACAAUGACUGUGUUGAGUCUUACUGGAAUGAAAUUACAGCCUGGUUGUUGUGGCUAAAUUCUUCAGUUAAUCCUAUUAUGUACCCCUUGUGCCACAGAAGUUUCAGCAAAGCGAUUAUGAAAAUAUUUAAUAAAUUUAUGAAAAACAUGAGUUUAAAAUUUUAA